Colletotrichum acutatum is the source of this 780-nucleotide messenger RNA. RefSeq lists its product as uncharacterized. The record is from RefSeq and is a predicted model, not a curated record. The transcript is spliced from 3 exons. Bases 1 to 780 code for a protein of 259 amino acids. Lineage: Eukaryota; Fungi; Ascomycota; Sordariomycetes; Glomerellales; Glomerellaceae.
AUGGCCGUCCAGCUUACCUUAUAUGUUGACCCUCGCUGUGGAGGCUGUGCUUUUGUGAGGCUGUUCAACUCGGGCAAGAAGUUGGUUUUCUCAUGCAUUCCUCAAUCGGACACGGCGACGGAGCCGGCGGAGGCUUGGGGUAUCCCAGCUCCGACAGGAGGCAGGUGCACCGGCCAACGUCGCAACUUCCAGCCUCCCAAAUCGACUGCACCUUCGUCCUUCACUCACAACCUCAUCACCCGUCACCCGACCUCCAAGACCGGUGCUGAGACCUCAAUCCACCUCAAAUUUUCUGCAUUGUUUGCACUGGACGGUUGGUCCGACGAAGUGACGUGGGCUGUGGGACAUGAUUCCAUUAUUCGCAACGUCGUCAUUCUCAUAUCAGCAAAGCGCCAACCUCAGCGAGAUGACGAGCGGUGUCCUCUCCAAAUGAUGAUGGGCAUCCUCGAUAUCCUCUUGCGGCGCGCUCUUGCAUCCUUUACCGCAACCCAGGCGUUUCUACCGCUUCGAAACCUCGGGAACCAUCAGACCAAGCAUCCCACCAUCAUUUGUCGCGCCCCCAUGCCGCAUUGGUGUCGUUUCGGAUUGAUCUUCCCCACGAGGAGCGCAGUCUUGGGUCGCAUUUCAGACGCGCGUGCUCAAUCGGCGCUUCGCAAGUGCGAGGCGUUUACAACGUGUCAAUCUUCGAAUAUCGGAAAACGUCUCGCAGAGCGCGACAAAAACCUGCUAACCAACUCACCAGCUUUCGUGAUAUCCGUCCUUUUUGGACACAGGCAUUAG